GUAUUUCCAGCCAUCUCGCAUCAGGUGCCCGAACUUUUAUUGCCUUUUCCUGAAGUAAGAGGAAAUCCCCUUUUAUGGACUUUGAGGGCAUUAUCAAUGGCCUACCGAUCCCAAAGGCCUGUGUGUAGUCCGAAUCAUUUGCGCUGAACUACUAACCUAAAGGCUGGCAGUUCAAACCCACCCACCGGUACCGCUACUCUGUAACACAUGGGGUCACCAUGAAUCGGGAUUGACUCCACAGCAAUGGGUUCGGCUUUUUGGUUUACUGAUCCUGAGGUCACUGAAAUUUCCAUGGUAAACAUCUGAGGGAUACAAACCAGUGGCUUUUAAAAUACUAAACUCCGUAAGAUCUCAGCCAAUCUGAGAUAACAGAAUGAGAUAGCUUUAUCCUUGGAGGCCCCUUUCUGCCCUCUUCCUCCCAGUGGCCCAUUCCUACCCCUACUUAUAUGUCUUGCCUUUCUAUGUUCUCCCUUCUUUCUUCCACCAAAACCUGAGCUCAGGAAAGAAUCUGAUAAACUUCUUACACUGUAAACUUUAAGUAAAGGAAUGAAACUUUAAUGGUAGAAUUUGAGGCAUAGCUGAGCUAGUGUAGAAGGAAUUUGAGGGUAGGAGGGGACCUUAAAGAAUCUCCAGGAUUCAGACCGUAUAAGUAGCAUUUUUUUUUCAUUUAAUGAGCAUUUAUUGAUUACCUCCAAAUGCUAGGCACUGGAUAUAUAACAAAAAAAACCAACCCAUUACCGUCAAGUCAAUUCUGACUCCUAGUGGCCCUAUAGGACAGAGAAGUACUGCCCCAUAGGGUUUCUGAGGAGCAGCUGGUGGAUUCUAACUGCUGGCCUUUUGAUUUGCAGCCAAGCUUUUAAUCACUGCGCCACCAGAGUCCCAUUAGGUACAUCCAUUGCCGUCAAGUCGAUUUCUACUCGACUUCGUAGGGUUUCUGAGGCUGUAAAUCUCUAUGGUAGCAGACUGCCACAUCUUUCUCCUGAGAGCCACUGGUGGUUUCGAACCUCCAACCUUUCGGUUAACAGUCGUUGCUUUAACCACUGUGCCACCAGGGCUCCUUCCAUUGAGUAUAUACUGGUAUGCAAAAGAGACAUGGCCAUUUCCCUCAUGAAGCUUAUAGAGGAUAAACAAUUAGAAAAUAAUACAAAUGAUCACAGAAGACCUUUCUGAGGAAGUAACAUCUGAGCCACGAUCUAAAGGAUGAGUAGAAAUUAGCCAGGCAAAGGGAACAACCAAGUGUGUUUUAUUUCAUUAAUUAAUUUGAUUGUGCUUUAGGUGAAAGUUUACAGAGCAAAUGAGAUUCCCAUUUGAUAGUUCAUACGUGAAGUGUUUCCUGGCCUUGGUUUCAUUCCCCACAGUGUGUCAGCACUCUCCCAAUUUCUGUCCUGGGUCCCCCAUUUCCUUUCAUCCUGAUUUUUGACCCCUUCCUACCUUCUCAUCAAUAUUGCCCUUUUGAUCUCAUAUAAUUGGCUAUUCUAAGGAGCACAUUCCUCUUGGGUAUUAUUUAUUUUAUAGGCUUGCCUAUUGUUUGGCUGGAAGGUAGUCUCCAGGAAUGGCUUCAGUUCCAGGUCAGAAGGGUGUCUCAGGGCUAUAGUCCUGGGGUAGCAAUUAAUUUUUAAGACUAACAAUAUACCAAAAAUGGUUUCUCUUCAAUCAGUAUUAAACACAAUAUAUUUCAGUUCAGCGAAUAUUGGAGAGCCAGAUAGCAGGCAGGUGCUAAUUGAUCACAGCCCUGGAGGAAAGAAACACAUACUCCUUAUAAAUGCAAUAGUAAAUUCUACAAUAACAACCACCAAAAAGAAAUAAGAAAAAAAGAGAGAGGUUAAAGGUGGUGUUACUACUUAAAUACAUCCAAACACCCAAACGCCCCAUGAGAUUAGUUCUGUUGGUUUAAAGGUACAGACACGGUCAGGGCUUCAUGAGAUUUUCCAGUUAAUUGGCCUAAUGCUGUUAGAAUUACUUUUUGACUCCCUAGUUCAGUGAAUAGCUUGCUAGUGGCCAUCCAAGUUAGAACAAUUGGUCUCUUCACUUGGAGCAGUGGAGGACGAAGGAGACUCAGGAAGCAGAGAUGGAACUGGACUGCAGGUCUAACUGCCGCCAUGAGCUACUGCCUCCUUAGCCGUGAGACCAGAAGAAUGGUGCCCGGCUACGACUAUUGAACAUUCUGAUCAAGGAAUCGAUAGCUGGAUCCUGAUCAAAAGGGUAUAAAAUGUGGAGCCGAAUUUCACAUUUGUACAGAAUUUCACAUUUGUACAGAAUCCAGGCUUAUUGGUCCUAUUAAGAUUGGGAGAACCCCUGAAACUAUCACUCUGAGAAAAUCUUUGAACCAUGAACCAAAAUUAUCUUCUUAAGUCAUGUUUAAAUUGAACAAUAGUUGAGCUAAAUUAGUGAAGAAUGUUCGACGUGAACUUUGCAUGCUUUUAAAGAAUUAUCUAUAUGAGAUCAAAUUGUCAACAGUAACUCUAAAGGAUAGAUGAGACGUUUAGGGGAUGGUGAGUUUAAGCCAAUGGUGGAGAAACAGUAUGGGCAGAGAUAGCAAGAAUGGUGACACAAUGUGAAGAAUGUAACCAGCAUUAUUGAAUUGUACAUAUAGAAACUGUUGAAUGGGCUUUAUGUUUUGCUAUGGAUAUUUUCACCAAAAUUAAAAGAAGAAAAAUGCAAUAGCAGAGCCCUGUGCAAAGUAUCACAAGCAAUUAAUUCUUUGGGAGGAGUAGGAUAGAUUAAGGAAAAUUUCAGAGUAAAAGGUGACAUUUGACAUUGAGAAAUUGAAUACGAGUUGGCCAGGCAGUCGGAGGCAGGGCAGGCAGGCAGAAGCAGCAGCAGAAGCAAAGAUAAGAGGUAUGAAGGUGUAUGAACUGUGUAGGAGAUGAUGAUGGAGUCCCUGGGUGGUGGUACAGAUGGUUAAAUGCUCAACUUCUAACUGGAAGGUUGGCACUUCAAACCCACUGAAAGGUGCCUCGGAAGAAAGGCCUGGCUCUUUGCUUCCAAAAACAACAGGGUCACCGUGAGUCAGAAUCGACUUGAUGACAACUGGUUUUGUUUAGGAAAUGAUGAAAAUCUUAGUAAGGCAAGAGUGCAGAGUGUGUUGAGAGUGGCAGGAAGGGGACAGAGAGAUUGGGAUUGUAUUGUGAAGGGCCAUGAAUGCCAUGUGAAGAUGUUUAAACAAUGGUUUUUGAACAAGGGAUCAAAUAGAUCCCAUGUGUUUUUUGGAGAAAAAUGCCUGGCAGGCAUAUAGAGGCUGGACUGGAGAAAAAAGAGCCUGGGGCUGGGCAUAGGUACUUGCUGAGCUCCAUAGGAACUCUUACAAACUACCCAAGACCACCUCAUCCAGAGUUUUUAUUCCUGGUCCUCCACAGACCAGCCUCUUUUUUUUACUUCAGAAAGAGGAUCUCACAUUACCAAAUUUUUACUUUGCCAAGUAAAGCCAUUUAAAAAAAAUCCAUCCACUUUCACCACUAUUUCAUAAAAUAGAAGACAUUUUAAUAUCAAGAAAAGCAUGAAGGCUAAACUUUCAAGGUAAAAGCAGUCCUUUGCAUGGAAUAAAUUUAGAUUUAUGGAAAACGUAUUAUCUGUCCUCGUUUUUCUCUGUCGUCAUGGACUGGCCCCAGUCUUGUAGUCUGGCAUUUGGGAGCUGUGUCUCCAGAUCAUUUUGUCUGGUAGCUUUUACUUCACAGAGGAGGAAAUGGGGAAGCCCAGUGAGAGUGAAUGAGUUACAUGUUCACAAAUGAAUGAGUUAUAUGCUUACAAAGGGGUGGUGGGAACAGAGGUCACAACUCUCGACCCCCAGGCCGGGUUCUUUCCACCUUAAAAUACCAUCCCUCCUACUCUUCACUAUUCCUCCUCUCAGCUUCUUGGCUCAGCCACACAGAUGUCAUCCUCAAAAUCUAGAAUUCAUUCCUGAUGCCGGUGCUCUUUUUAUGUGCUCUUACCAAGCGUGCCUGGAAUCACCAUAUCAAAGCCACAUUCUCUGUUACUUGAGGUCUAGUCCAGGCACAUCUUUCCUUUAUUUGAUGUGCUAUUUUGUAUCAUUAUUGAACCAUUUCACGUUAGCUUCUCAAACAAGAUUAUUCACUUUCUGAAGGAUAGUGACCACAUCUUCAGUUUUAAACCUCUUUUUGCAACUGUGAUGUUGCUGCUUCAAUACCUAGCAUAGUUCUGGGAGCAAUUUAGGUGAUGAAUGAAUUUACUCAUGAAAAAUUAACUUAUUCCCAACCCCACAAAGGCUUCUUUAUACGCCACCCUUCCUUUCCUUGGAGUUUACUGAAGAAGCCUCCUUGUUUCUGUGGGACGAGUGUCCCUAGCAUCAAAGCCAAGGGUAGCUGCAGUGAUCAGUGCUCCAAACCAAAGACCAGGUUUAUGAGAAGUCUGACGGUGCUCAUGGGGCACCCAGGCAGAGAUGAGGGCCAUCCGAGGAAACAACACGGAUUAGGGCUGUAGUCCCGGUAGAUUCCAAUAGUCACUGAUAGGAAACAGCUGUGUGUUUAGCACACACUGUUUCCGACGGUUUGAGACGAAAAGGAACAGUCUUAAAAAUAAUUACAUUUCUCCUGUCCUUAUGUCUACUAGGACAAAUGAAGAGGUUUUGGUUUUUGUUUAGGGAAAAGGCAGACGUGUUACAGAGAGAAAUAUGGUAUAAGAAAUACGCACAAUUAGGCUUUGUAAUAGGGCCGAUAUUAUGAUAAAUACUUCUAUUAUUUAAACAAAUUUACAUCUAAUCUUUCAGAAAUUUAUGAAUUAUCUGUAACUGUUUCUUAACAAUAUCAGUUUAACACCUUACAGCUGAUUUUUUUUGGUAUUUCUGAAGGGAUGGUCUCAGGUUGCUAGUUGUUUGCACAGCGUUGGAAAGAGGCAUCGUUGCAACAUUUUUUCUACACCUGAGGAGAAUUGACCUAACGCAGCUUAGCCCUCACAGAUAUUAAGAUGUCUGAUCAUGGCAGUGACACCUCAGCCACUGGAGACAAAGCCGAAUUUAUGGAGAAGCCAAGUAGUGAUUCUUUACCUGACGAUACAGAAGUGCACUGCGAUUCAGUUACGAUUUCGAAUGAGCCAACACCAGCUGAGCCCAGAGCAGAUGUUCAUGAAAAUGCAUCUGUUCAGGGUGCAGAGACUACUGAUACCAGACACCCUGAGCAGCCCACGGAGCCCCCCUUCAAUGGAGAAGUGACUGAGGACACACUUGCUGAGUGCGUGGACUCCGUCAGCCUUGAGGCAGAACCUGGAUCUGAAAUACCCCUGAAAGAACAGAAUAAUCCGGCUGUGGACUCCCCUCUGCGUGGAGGGGGAUGGGCAGGCUGGGGUUCCUGGGGCAAAUCUCUGCUCUCAUCAGCAUCUGCCACAGUAGGCCAUGGGUUGACAGCAGUCAAGGAAAAAGCAGGGGCCACCCUACGGAUUCAUAGUACAAAUUCCGGGUCUUCUGAAGGGGCCCAACCUGAUACUGAAAGUGAAGUCCCUCAAAUAACAGACGCUGCCACAGAUCAGAGCCCCACAGAAAGUCCGCCUACUUCUCCGUCGUCAGGGUCUCGGGGCAUGCUGUCAGCCAUCACCAACGUGGUUCAAAACACAGGUAAAAGCGUCUUAACUGGUGGUCUUGAUGCUUUGGAAUUCAUCGGCAAGAAAACCAUGAAUGUCCUUGCAGAAAGUGACCCAGGCUUCAGGCGGACCAAGACACUCAUGGAGAGAACUGUUUCCUUGUCUCAGAUGUUAAGGGAAGCCAAAGAGAAAGAGAAGCAGAGGCUGGCACAGCAGCUCACGGUGGAGAGAACUGCACACUAUGGGAUGCUGUUUGAUGAGUAUCAAGGCUUAUCACACUUGGAAGCCCUGGAAAUUCUGUCCAAUGAAAGUGAAAGCAAGGUUCAGUCAUUUUUAGCAUCACUCGAUGGAGAGAAGCUGGAAAUCUUAAAAAAUGACCUAAUUUCCAUUAAAGACAUCUUUGCAGCCAAAGAAUUAGAGAAUGAAGAGCAUCAAGAAGAACAAGGCUUAGAAGAAAGGGGAGAAGAAUUUGCUAGCAUGCUUACAGACCUUCUCUUUGAAAUACAUGUUGCAGCCACACCUGACAAACUCAAUAAGGCUAUGAAAAAAGCUUAUGACUGGGUGGAAGAAGAUCAAACCAUGGUGUCAGUAGAUAUGGCAAAAGAGCCAGAGGAGGGAACCAAGGAAGAAGAAAAGGAAGAGAAGGCUGAAAACCCUGAAGAAGACACAAAGGAAGAAAGGAAAAUGAAGACAGUAGAGGAAGUGUACAUGCUGUGCAUUGAAAGCCUGGCAGAAGUCACAGCGCGCUGUAUCGAGCAGCUUCAUAAAGUAGCAGAAUUAAUUCUUCACGGACAAGAAGAGGAAAAACCAGCUCAGGACCAAGCAAAAGUCCUGAUAAAAUUAACUACUGCAAUGUGCAGUGAAGUGGCCUCUUUAUCAAAGAAGUUUACAAAUUCUUUAACUGCUCUUGGGAGCAACAAGAAGGCUGAGGCCCUUAACCCCAUGAUCAAUAGCGUAUUGUUAGAGGGCUGUAAUAGCACGACGUACAUACAGGACGCCUUCCAGCUGCUGCUGCCCAUUCUGCAGGUUUCCCAUAUCCAGACCAGCUGUUUGAAAUCACAGCCGUGACCAUGCCUGACCCCAUCUGGUUAAAGGAAAUGGAGGCCAUGUAGCUUCAAUGUAUGCCGUUUGAGGGGAGGUUUAUUAAGCGUCUGGCUAGAGGCCCGUUUGAGGACACUUCAAGCAAUUUUGCACGGACAGUAUUGAGAAUAAGUUUAAAGAGAGUUAUCAUUUCUCUUAAUGUAUAUGGUUUUUUUUUUAACCAAUAAUUGUGUUUUCUUUAUGUUAAUUUAAACUUACACAGCUUGUAUUGAGUAUUUCCUUUAAUCUGCAAUUCACUGACAAAUAUUAAUUUCCAUUUUUCUGGCAAAGCAUGGUAUGUUUAGAAAUUCUUGGGUAGAUCUUAGAUUUUUUUUUUUAAUCUUUAGAUUUCCCAUUGUUAUUGUAUUAUUUUAAAUCAGUUCUUAUAUUGAACUUUGUUUUGUUACAUAAAUGUCAGGGCAAAGAUAACACUACUUAGAGAUUUUACCUAUUACGGUAAAAGAGGAACAUAGCCUUUAUGGUCAUAGACUCUUUAUAGUCGUUCAUUCUCUCAACAAGCAUUUAUUGAGCACCUACUGUGUCCUUACCAUACAGGAGCGUGAUCACCUAGUACAGCCAGAUAUUCUGAAAGAAAGUGUAUAGUAAUUCUUAAAAUGUCUAAAAAUAGCAAUAAAUUUUCUAAACCUUGAAAACUUUGAAGAGCAAGGUAAAGUAGUGGUUUUUAAUGUUCUAUCCUUCAAUUUAUUUUAUUUUUCUGCAUUUCUUUAAUUUUUUUUAUCCCAAACUUUAUACAUGGGGUAAAUAUAUAUAUAUAUAUUUAAUGUUAGAGUAUUUUAAAAUUGAUUUGUUAUGGUCAUGAGCACAUGAGGUCAUAAUUACACAGCUUAGAAGUAUUCAAAUAGAAAAUUAAAGAAUUUCAACACAGCAGAAUCAUAGGACUGAAUUUAAAAAUCUGCUAACAGGCAUGUUGAGUCAUAAAAAUAAAU
Messenger RNA from Loxodonta africana (African savanna elephant), 7556 nucleotides. RefSeq names its product family with sequence similarity 114 member A1 (gene FAM114A1). Lineage: Eukaryota; Metazoa; Chordata; Mammalia; Proboscidea; Elephantidae. The record is from RefSeq and is a predicted model, not a curated record. The transcript has 14 exons. The coding region runs from base 4921 to 6597 and encodes 558 amino acids.